Molecule: messenger RNA, 1056 nt
Organism: Geodia barretti
Lineage: Eukaryota; Metazoa; Porifera; Demospongiae; Tetractinellida; Geodiidae
Source: the annotation of a GenBank genome assembly
AUGGCACCGUAUACGCCGAUUGUGCCUUUCGAUGUCCUGAGUAAACGCCUUGGCAUUCCUGCGGAGGACAUCAUAAAACUUGAUGCGAACGAGAACCCUUACGGUCCCUCUCCUGCCGUCUAUCGCGCGCUUGCCAAUGAAAAGGAUUACCACAUCUAUCCAGAUCCGGACAGCACUGCGCUCCGUCAAGCACUGAGCCAGUACACAGGCAUUGAUGCAACCCACAUCAUCGCUGGGCAGGGGGCAGAUGAACUGAUUGAUCUCAUCGUUCGACUGUUCGUCAGUCCUGGAGACGCGGUCAUCAACUGUCCCCCAGCAUUUGGAAUGUACCGUUUCGACACGGAACUUAACGGUGGAAAAAUUAUUGAUGUUGAACGAAAAGCAGAUUUUACCUUAGACCCUGAAGCGAUAACUGAAAUUGCUUCCAGUGACAGAAACGCCAAAAUCCUCUUUAUUACAAGCCCAAACAACCCUGACGGCAGUCUCCUCAGUGAUGUAUGUCUUCGGGAGUUGCUUGAAUUACCACUCAUUGUUGUAUUAGAUGAAGCCUAUAUCGAAUUCGCUGGAGGCAGUCGUGCAGACUGGGUUCUACAACAUGAAAACCUGGUUGUACUUCGGACGUUCAGUAAGUGGGCAGGACUUGCGGGGUUGCGGGUAGGCUACGGUGUUUUUCCUGAAUGGAUAAUUUCGCAUUUGCUGAAGAUUAAGCAGCCAUACAACGUAAACGCCGCCGGGUCGGCCGCGGCAUUAGCUUCGCUGUCAGAUGUCCAUCACCUACAAGAGAAUGUCCGAAAAAUUGUGGCAGAGCGUGAACGACUCUAUCCAGCUUUGCGGGAAUUCGACUUCUUAGAGCCUUAUCCGAGUGAGGCGAAUUUCAUUCUGUCAAGGGUUGUUGGCAGAGACGCGGCGGGAUUGAAAGCGGCGUUAGCUGAACGAGGUAUUCUCAUCCGAUAUUUUAACACACCCCGCCUACAAGACCACGUCCGGAUUAGCGUCGGUAAACCGGCACAGACAUCUGUUCUCUUGGAUGCAUUAGAAGUUGUCGGUUCCCAGUAA